AUGUUACUGACAGCGGCUAGCUGCUCGUGCAAUAAAGACAUUCACGUUGUAGCAGAUGGCCUUCAACCUGCCCGAGAAGAACCCGAGUUUGACUACAACUUCUCCAACUGGCUUCCUCGCUACACGAAACCUGUCCAUCCGUGUGAAUACUGUCGAUCACGCGGCCUGGAGUGCUUUCUCUAUAAUGCUCAGACUGGCAAGCCGACUAGCUGUUCCCCAUGUAACGCCUUGUUCAGGCCUUGCAGCUUCAGCGAUCCUGAUAAACUGCCAAUGCUGAGGAACAGAACCGCACUGGACACGCUCAAUGUAGUGACCGAGGAUGCCGCUCAGUGCUUUGGCGGCCGCACCGGAAAGAAGCCUCUACGGUCUUUGGGUUACAUGGGUCCCAUUAUUGUCGGCGACCUUCUCGCCGAUGAUGCACCCAAAAGGGGCACUGGUGCUUCACGCUUCCCACGUGAAGCCGUCAAGAUCCUGAAAGACUGGAUGAUAGCACACAUCGAUCACCCGUAUCCGACUGAAGAAGAGAAGGAAGCCUUGAAGGUGCAGACAGGUCUUAGUAUCGGUCAGAUAUCAAACUGGAUGGCAAAUACAAGACGACGACAGAAAGCCCGUCCUAAGCGAGCAGCUUCGCCCAGUAUCCGUCCUUCAACGGAGGCUGUAAAUAUCCCCCCGGGCCGGACGUGGGACGACAUGAAUCCUUUGGAACGUUGGAAGCAUUCUCCACCUGAAAACGAACCGGCCCCCCUCACUGCUAUUGCAAAGGCUAUGCAAACUUUUGAUCCCCCAGCACCUACCGAUCCAUCCACCAGCUACAAUGGCGCGAAGAAGCAUUCAAACGGCAGUACCGGUAGUUUCUCUGUGUUCCGUGCACCGUCAUCGACGUCAGGAGAGACCAGUUUCACCAACAUGUCGUCGGGAUCUCUUGGAUCAGCCUUCUCGCACGGCUCUCGUAACUCUCUCGGUUCCCUGAACAGCUUGAAGUCCAAGGAGAGGCGGAGGAGACGGCGAAUGCCUCCCCGGACACCCAAGCUGGAUCUUGACAGCGAGAAGCGAUUGUUUCAGUGCACAUUCUGUACCGAUCGCUUCAAGAACAAAUAUGACUGGUCGCGCCAUGAGAAGUCGCUGCACUUGUCCUUGGUGAAAUGGAUAUGCGCACCGCUAGGCGAUGUCAUCACUUGCACAUCAUCAGGGCAGCGACAGUGUGUCUACUGCGACGCGAUUGAUCCUACGGACGAACACUUGGCGGCACACAAUCAUCGAGCUUGCGAGGAAAAGGGGAUAGAAGCCAGGACCUUCUACCGGAAGGAUCACUUGAGCCAGCACCUCCGUCUCAUGCACGGUUGCAAAAUGAUCCCAAGCAUGGAUUCCUGGAAAGCCGAAGUACAAAAUAUCCGAUCCCGCUGCGGGUUCUGUAACACCUUUUUCGACAAGUGGCAAGAUCGCGUUGACCAUUUGGCGAAGGAGUUCCGCAAUGGUGCAACCAUGAAAGACUGGAAGGGCUGUAGAGGCCUCGAACCUCACAUUGCCGCCCAAGUUACCAACGCCAUGCCGCCUUAUUUGAUUGCUAACGAGAGCAAAUCUCCAUUCCCCUUUUCUGCAACGAAUGCUACUAGCAUGAAGCAUUCGUGCCUCAAUCUGGACCAAACCGACCUCGAAUACCUCCUCCCAACGGCUUCCAACAGCCCUACUCAUCCUGCGGACCAUACAUCCCACUCUAACUCGUCCCACACCCCCACGACCGCCGCUAACGCUUCGCCUCAAAACAGCCAACAAUCUCCAUCAGGAGACUCUUCUGACCAAAACGAAAACCCCAACCCCAACGCAACGUGUUGGGAGGUCCUGACCCUAAGACUCGGCCAGAUGGCCCGCCAGUACAUCGAAACUCACGGUCCCAACUCUCUCACUGACGAGAUGCUGCAAACGCACGCCCGUCGCAUCCUAUAUGAUUGCGACGACCCCUGGAAUCAGACCGCGGCAGAUAAUCCCGAAUGGCUUGGGCUGUUCAAGAAAGCGCACGGGAUCAUCACUCCGACCGACGACCGCCAACACAAUCACUCGUUAUCUCAUCAUGAGAUCCUCGAAGACUUGGGGGUAGGCCCGGGUGCGAAGCUGGAUAAGAGCUUCGACCUGAGCAACUUCCAUUGCGUGAUUGAGGGGCAACAUAGCGGGAUGGAGACCGAGACGUUGGCGUACGAGUGCACCCUUUCCGGCAGUAUGAAGAUCUCGCAGACUGCGAGGGAGUGGAAGAGAAACUCCCAGUCUUCGUUGACGAAUCAGACCGUGCCUGGCAUGUCGUCUGCUUCGUCAGGGCCAUCGCCGUCAACAUCUGUCUCUGCCUCCGCUUCGCAUCCACACGAGUAUAUCGGACUUCAGCAGACACCGAUUAUGGAACUCAUGUGCUCGACCCCCGGCGGCCCAUGUUUUGGCGAGAAUGGGGAGAUAGGCUUCUCAGCGCGGCAACUUGGAAAGGGACCUGGGAAGCAGGCGUAUUUCCUUGACCAUCUUGGCGACCCUCCUCCUGCACAGACUCUUCAUUCGGGCCAGACAGCCCCAGCGCCUGCAGCUGAGAGUGGUCAUCCCGAUUUGCUAGACUGGUCACAGUUCUCUACCGCUGCUUCGGUGGCCGUGCCUGCCAGUCUGCCGACGUCGACCGCCGCAGGACAGUUCGGGUUGUCGUCUAGCAUGCCGGCGCUCGGAAUGGGGACGGCUAUGGCGUCUGGAUUCCUGACGGGAGCUGAAGAGGGUGUGGGAAAUAUGCCAUCGAUGCAGUGGGACGAUGCGGAUUUGACUUUCCCGUUGGAUAUGGAUAUGGAUUUGGAUUUUGACGGAUUGGAUGUGGAUGCGCUGCUGGGUGGCAGUUCUUGA
This is a messenger RNA of Westerdykella ornata, 2865 nucleotides long. RefSeq lists its product as uncharacterized. Gene Ontology annotation, biological process: regulation of DNA-templated transcription. The transcript has 4 exons. Gene Ontology annotation, molecular function: DNA binding. The record is from RefSeq and is a predicted model, not a curated record. NCBI's taxonomy places the organism in Eukaryota, Fungi, Ascomycota, Dothideomycetes, Pleosporales, Sporormiaceae. The coding region runs from base 1 to 2865 and encodes 954 amino acids.